UCGGGCGGCGGUCUGAGGCGGGUCGCUGCGCCGGCUGUUUUUCCGACACGUUUUGUUUCGCCGUUUGAACCACAAAGCGGACAGAAGUGAGGAUGAGUUACGGGAGGAUGCCGCCGGACAUCGAGGGAAUGACUUCGCUGAAGGUGGAUAACCUGACGUACCGCACGUCCCCCGAGACGCUGAAGCGCGUGUUCGAGAAGUACGGCAAAGUGGGCGACGUCUACAUCCCCCGCGACCGCUUCACCCGGGAGAGCCGCGGCUUCGCCUUCGUCCGCUUCCACGACAAGCGCGACGCCGAGGACGCCAUCGACGCCAUGGACGGCGCGGUGCUGGAUGGCAGGGAACUGAGGGUGCAGAUGGCCCGCUACGGCCGCCCUGCCGAGUCGCACCGCAGAGGAGGAUCGUCUCGGCGGUACGCUGGCGCUUACGGCAGGAGAAGCCGCAGUCCCAGAAGACGCCGCCGAUCUCGUACAAGAUCAAGAAGCAGAAGCCGAAGUAGGUCAAGAUCUCGUUACAGCAGGUCCAGAUCUCGUUCAUUUUCCCGAUCUAGAUCUCGUUCGAAGUCUAGAUCUGUUGAAAGAUCAAGGUCCAAGUCAAAAUCGAAGUCAAGAUCAAGGUCCAGAUCAAAGUCCAGGUCACGAUCUCGAAGUAUAUCUCGGAUGUCUCAAGGGUCAAAGUCAAAAUCCAGAUCCAAGACACCAAUUAAUUCAACAUCUCCACAGAAAGAUGGAAUUGAAUCACCGUAAAGUGGUAAAUGGCACCAAAGUGAAUAUUCUGGGUGGCUGGAAGAAUUACAUGAUAGAUGCCUUGCAAGAAAUACCAUCUCUUGCCAUCUGUUUAGGUGAUGGAGAGACCUUCCUAAAUAAGCAGUGAUCAGCUUAAAAGGUUAUUAUAACAUCAUUGUUUAUAACAGGGUUUGUCAGUUUUAAGUUAUGAAUUAAAAUUAGUGUCUGAGAAGGCUCAUUAUAUGUUAUGUGCCAUCUGUGUUGCUAUUACUUCUUACAAUUUAGUGAAAUGCUCGACUUCAGAUGCAUUUUGGUUGGAUACGUACAUAAGGUAAAAAGCAUGGAACGUAUUUCCAGGUUUUGUAAUGUUUCUUUCUGUACACAGAAGUAAUUACUUUUAAAUUUCAAUUUGCAUAUGUCUUUUUUCCAUCUUUUUAUUUCAGUCCAAUACUAAUCUUAUUGUCUCAUGUAUUUUUGUGCACUAGGCGCAGUUGUGUAGCAGUUCUGUAAAGCGGGUUAGCUGUAAGGUGGCGUGUUGCAGUGCAGUGCAGAGUGCUUGGCUGUGUCCUGUAUUCUCCUGAUUGCUCCUGUAAUGAUGCCUUGACGUGCAGAAAAUAUGGCUGUCCAGUAAAAUGCCUGUCAGCUGCACCUCCAGAGACGUGGCUGCGUGUAAAUUAUGGAGCAGGCAGUAAGCACCUUUAGCUACCUUGUUUUUGUACUUGGUAAUUGGUUCAUACAUUUACAUAUUGUUUAGAAAGCUGUUAAUUUUGAACUUGAUUGUAAUUAACAGUUAACAAAUCCUGUACAUCUUGUAUUUCAGUAAUGUCAUUAAAGGUUUUCUCUUGAUGUUUAUUUACA
Messenger RNA from Pristis pectinata (smalltooth sawfish), 1583 nucleotides. Its product is annotated as serine/arginine-rich splicing factor 2-like. The record is from RefSeq and is a predicted model, not a curated record. Bases 93 to 746 code for a protein of 217 amino acids. Gene Ontology annotation, molecular function: RNA binding. NCBI's taxonomy places the organism in Eukaryota, Metazoa, Chordata, Chondrichthyes, Rhinopristiformes, Pristidae. The transcript has 3 exons.